AAACAUGCCGCCAAAAUCCAGCAUCACUUCGCAUGCGUUCAAGUGGUGACAGGUCAGUACAACGUGCAAUUCGUCAUAUAGAUGGCGCACCUUGUGCAAAUUCUGGCUAAACAAAAAAGAAUGGAACACAAUCCUAGGCGACGUCGUGGAAGAACAAGGGCAACAUUAAUUCAGACACGAUCUUUUGCGCCUAAAUCAAAAAUUUCUUCAUUUUUUGAUAGUCUUUGUAACCUGCUUAUCAUGUCGAGUUUGAUGGGAGUUAUUUUUUUGUCAUUGGAACACCAUUGUAAUGUAUGCAGAAGCAAGUGUGAUGUGUUCAAUAUUGCAAAAGAACUCAAUGAUAUAAGUAAUAAUUUGACGGACAUGAAAAACUCCUACACUUAUUUGGAAUCUCGUAUCCUCAAAUUUUCUGAAGAGCUACCAAAAAUAGAAGGUCAAGUGGACAUUUUAGAAGCAUUAGCAAAUACAAUAGAACGGGGUCACUUUGGAUGGAACCCGAAAACGCAUCUGGCUCUUCCAAACGUCGACGUCUUUCUGAAUGGAGAUUUCAAUGUCAAAAGAGCAAAUAAAACAAAAAUAUCAUCGCAAUAAUAUUAAAUUAUAACAGGGUUUCAGGUUUUAGUUUUUAGUGCUUAGCUUUAGACAACAAAUCGACUACUGUUCGAUCCAGACAUUGCUUAUUUAGAUAAUAAUAAAAAAAUUCAACAGAAUAUAUUAUAGUGAA
Messenger RNA from Pieris rapae (cabbage white), 724 nucleotides. RefSeq lists its product as uncharacterized. The coding region runs from base 82 to 591 and encodes 169 amino acids. Lineage: Eukaryota; Metazoa; Arthropoda; Insecta; Lepidoptera; Pieridae. The record is from RefSeq and is a predicted model, not a curated record. The transcript is spliced from 3 exons.